CGCGUCUGUCUUAACGCAGUCGUGGUCAGAAGACAAUUGAGUGCAGCGAUGUCGCAGAGAGAAGUCCGUGAUGGCUGCAAGAGUGUCGUCUUUGGUGUGAUCCUCGGACUUGUUUUCGGACCACACAUCGCCAACAGCAAGGCGGGAAAGGCAAUUAACUCGUAUGCGGGAAAAUACAUCGUUUACACAGACACAUUCUACAUGUGUGAUAGUGAAAAUACUUGGUACUGGAACUUGAAGACCACGCACUGGAAUCCUGCCAAGCCCAGUGAGCUGCAACGUAUAAGUGGCUGGGUGAAUGCCACAGGUCCCAGUUUAACGGAUGGAAGUUGGGUGAAUAUCAUCAUGGACGCGCGGGCGAACAACCAGUGGAAGCAGAACGCUUUUGUCUUCAAGUUUCCCAACGGUGCCUGCACUACGAUCAAGAAGCAGAUCCCAGAAUUCUGGAACGUUGUCCUCAAACUGCCGAGGAGCGACAAAACGCCGUGUAGUAUUCCACCGCAAUUCUACGAGGUCAACGACGAGGCCAUCGCCUGGCUGUUCCCCAGCGUCCCCAUCAUGCCGUACGGGAUGUACCGGUUCCGACUGACCGGGGGGCCGCCCGGCAAGCCCGCCAUGGGCUGCUUCGUUGUGGAAUGCCACGUCGUCCCCAAGAUGUCGUAAUCUAACGGUCGCCCCAAGACGCACGCGAAAGGCGGCCUGCAUGCGGCCUUCUUUCUGUACAACUGACUUUAGGUUCCUUAUCGAUAGAGUAUAAUUCUUAAAACGA
Molecule: messenger RNA, 769 nt
Organism: Thrips palmi
Lineage: Eukaryota; Metazoa; Arthropoda; Insecta; Thysanoptera; Thripidae
Exons: 6
Coding region: 49-663 (204 amino acids)
Source: RefSeq, a predicted model, not a curated record